AUGAACAAAUUAGUCAAGGAAUUCGAGAAUCCAACGUGGUCCGAUAUUUCUACGCAACUUCUCAAGAAUCCUUAUAAUUUAAAACUUUGGGAGAAGCUUGUCGAGGCAGCAGAAAGUAAUAAUGGAAACCGAAUAAAUAAGAUUAGCUCUCGGCAAGAAGUCGAUUUACUUCGUGCAUCAUAUGAGAACUUACUCAAUAAAUACCCGCUAUUAGUUAAUUAUUGGAUAAGAUAUGCUGAAUGGGAAUUCAAAUUAGGAAAUACUCAAAUAGCGAAUGAAAUUUAUGAGAAGAGCUUGUUAAAUUUAUCGUACUCGAUUGAGUUAUGGAUCAGUUACUUGAAUUUUAAAAUAAAGACCAUUGAUUCGGACGUGAAAAAAGUGCUCAGUGUGUUUGAGUCAGCUAGAAGUAAGAUUGGAUACCACUUUCAUUCGCAUGAAUUCUAUAGUUUAUAUUUGUCGUUUUUGCAGAAUUAUGCAAACGAUCACAAUGGAUUCAAGUUGAAGUAUUAUGUAUUGUUACGUAUAAUUAUUGAAAUCCCAAUUUACCAUUAUGGUAUAUUUUUCAAAAAACUAUUCACUGCUAUUAAUGAAAAGAAUUUGACCAUGGAAGUGGUAGGUUACUUAGUACCUGAAAAAGAAUUGCCCCAGUUUACAAAUAUAAAAGAUAUGAAAACCGUUUCAUUGAAAUUAAAAAAGAUAUUCACCGAUGUCCUUAUUACUACCCAGUAUAAAGUUUUCCAAGUAUUUUAUUUUGAGAAAAAAAUCACCAGACCCUAUUAUGAUGUUUCAUAUUUGUCAAACCAGGAGAUAACUAACUGGAACAAUUACUUAAACUUCAUUGAAUUGAAUUACCCUUUAGACUAUGUUAUUCUAAGUUACGAAAGAUGUGUACUAACUGCUGCUAACUAUUCCAGAUUUUGGAUUAGGUACGCUAAUUUCUUCAUAAACUCAAUGAACUAUACGAUAGCAAAAGAAAUAUUACAUAGAGGUUUAAACUUUGAUAAUAGUUAUAAGCUUCUUAUCAAAUUAGUCGAUUUAGAACUUUUUACAGGAGAUUAUUUAAAAGCAAGAGAUCUAAUACUAUCGCAUGUUAAAGCAAACAAGCUCAUUCCAAUCAAAGUGUACGAGAAGAUGAUUAGUAUCGAAAGAUUAAUGAAUCCAACAGAUGAUGAAUAUUUGGUUAAUUUAGUUUCAGAGAUAAUCAAGCAAACUAAUAAUGCAUGGUUUUUUAAAGUGAUUUUAAGUUACCUGUUAUCUAGUCAAGUUACUUUGCAAUUAUUCGAAAGUUUUGAAAGUUCUUUUAAAAGUUCUUUCAUAUAUUGGUCUUCGUGGCUAUUCUUCAAUAAAAAAAUUGAUGCUGAUAAUGCUGCAAUUCUUGCUAAAAGCUUACAAUUUUUGAACGAUGAUGAUAAAUUAAAAAUAAAUAAAAUAAAUAAUUACAAGAAAAUUGCGUCACCGAGAUUUGACGAGGAGUAUGAUACACUUUUGGAUUCAUUUGCAUAA
Debaryomyces hansenii CBS767 is the source of this 1503-nucleotide messenger RNA. RefSeq names its product mRNA splicing protein (gene PRP42). Lineage: Eukaryota; Fungi; Ascomycota; Pichiomycetes; Serinales; Debaryomycetaceae. The transcript has a single exon. The record is from RefSeq and is a predicted model, not a curated record. Gene Ontology annotation, cellular component: U2-type prespliceosome; commitment complex; U1 snRNP. Gene Ontology annotation, molecular function: protein binding. Bases 1 to 1503 code for a protein of 500 amino acids. Gene Ontology annotation, biological process: mRNA 5'-splice site recognition; RNA processing.